Molecule: messenger RNA, 1947 nt
Organism: Recurvomyces mirabilis
Lineage: Eukaryota; Fungi; Ascomycota; Dothideomycetes; Mycosphaerellales; Teratosphaeriaceae
Gene: PTC5
Product: [Pyruvate dehydrogenase [acetyl-transferring]]-phosphatase 1, mitochondrial
Exons: 1
Coding region: 1-1947 (648 amino acids)
Biological process (GO): protein dephosphorylation
Cellular component (GO): mitochondrion
Molecular function (GO): [pyruvate dehydrogenase (acetyl-transferring)]-phosphatase activity
Source: RefSeq, a predicted model, not a curated record
AUGCGUCGCGCCAUAAUCCAGAACCUGCGCACCUUCCGCCGACCUAACCCCCGGAAAGCACUCAAGCAACAACUCCGUAUCAACAACAGCUCAUACAAUGCCUCCUUCCAGCGCUCGAUAGCGAAUCGGACACCCCAACAGCAGAUCCAAUCGUCCAUGCGCUUCAGUCGGAGAGUCUCCACCCCGAUAGCGUUGGUCGGUGUGGGUGCAGCGGCGUAUUAUGUCUAUCAGCAGCGGAGUUCUGACGGUGGAGCUGCGGCAGCAUCGCCGACACUACCUGGACAGUCGCUAGUUUCGAGUCAAGGGAGGACGUAUAGUACUACUACUACUGCGAGUCCACAGGCACAGGCUACGGCUUCGAAUCAACCUGUUGAUAUCCCUGGACCUGGUGAGGUGCCAGAGGCUGUUAGAAAGGCUUUGAUCGUUGAUCAGGGUCAGCUGUAUACUGCACAGAUACCUGCCGAUCAGGUGAUCAGCAAGGAGACGUCCGACUAUUCGGGCAAGAAAGUACUGGAAAUGCUCACACCAGACCAAGCCACAGCCAAGUUACGGCGGAAUGAGGAGAGCUAUCUUGUCGGACGAGGAGAGGGAGUAGUCCGCUACGACGUCGUCCAAAUCCCCAGCAACGAUCCCAUCGAAGACGACCACGUGGAGAAAAUCGUCGAGGUCCCCAACACCAUCGCCGCCUCCGAAGACGGCAAAGCAAGAAGCGACUGGAUGUUCUGGGGCGUCUUCGACGGCCACGCCGGCUGGACCACCUCCGCCAAACUCCGCCAAACCCUCGUCUCCUACGUCGCCCGCGAACUAAACGCAACCUACAAAUCCGCCCUCGCCGACCCCGCUCUAAACUUCCCCCACCCUGACGCAGUCGACGCAGCGAUCAAAAAGGGCUUCCUCAAACUCGACAACGAAAUCACCCACAACAGCGCGCAAAAAGUCCUCAAAGCCCAGUCUAAAGUCGUCGCCGCCGAAAUCCUCGCACCAGCUUUAUCGGGUUCCUGCGCACUCCUAUCCUUCUACGACUCCCGUUCCAAACUCCUCCGCGUAGCCUGCACAGGCGACUCCCGCGCCGUCCUCGGCCGUCGCAGUACUGUGGGGAACGGGAAAUGGACGGCUACAGCUCUCAGUAUCGACCAAACCGGCGGGACGGAAAGCGAAGCUGCGCGCCUCCGAGCCGAACACCCCGGUGAACCGGGCGUGACGCAGAAUGGUCGGAUCCUGGGUGGGUUGGAGCCUAGUCGCGCCUUUGGCGAUGCGAUGUAUAAGUGGAGUAUGGAGGUGCAGCAGAAACUGCAUCGGAAUUAUUUCGCUCGGACCCCGAAUCGGAAUGUUAAGACGCCGCCUUAUGUUACUGCUGAGCCGGUUGUUACGACUACGAGGGUUGAUCCGACGAAGGGUGAUUUUGUGGUUAUGGCUACGGAUGGGUUGUGGGAGAUGUUGACGAAUGAGGAGGUGGUGGGGUUGGUGGGGCAGUGGCUUGAUCGGCAGGGUUCGAGUCUUCUCUCCUCUUCCUCGCAAAGUGGUAGGGCUACGUCUGCGUCUGUAAGUGCGGGCGGUUGGUUGCAGUCAUGGUUCUCCACGCAAAAGGCUUCAGCUCUUCCCAUCGAACAUCACGACAGCAAGGAGUCUUCCGGCCAACGCGCCCCGAUCCGCCAACAACAAUGGGGCGUUCCCACGGGUCAGGACACCCGUUUCGUCGUCGAGGAUAAAAACGCUGCGACGCAUUUGGUUAGGAAUGCCCUUGGUGGCAAGGACAGUGAUAUGCUUUCCGCUCUCCUCACUUUACCGGCGCCUUUUUCGAGGAGGUAUCGGGAUGAUUUGACGGUGCAGGUUAUUUUCUUUGGGGAGGGUGGGGGUGUGGAUGGGAAAGUCGAGUUGAAUUCUGAGGCGAGUGCGACGGCUGCUAAUGGAGGGAAGGGUUCUGGGGAGGUGAAGGCGAAACUAUAG